GAAUUCCAAACAAACUGCAAACGCAAAACACAAACUCACUUCACAACACUACACGAUCACACAACUCCAUUGCCAGUCGAGGUUUCGAGUGGCGCUCAGGUAAGACAAUAGUCCGAAAAACAAAGGUAGAUUCUUGGUUUAGCUGAAACGAUGUUUGGAUUGAACAAAACAAAGAACCGAUGUUAGAAAAAUAGGAGAGGCUUGGGGAAGGAACAAAAGUGCACCAAUAUUGCAAAUAUAAGGGACUAUCGUUUGCUGAGUUCAUUCACGAGAAAAAGCAAAUUCAAGGUGACUUCCAAGCAGCCCUCAGAAAUAAUAGAAAAUCAGAAAGAAAAAUCAGCUUUCUAAAUGGAAAAGACGAUGGCACUAUGUUUGAAGUUUUAAGCAACUUUUCUGAAGUCCCAAAAGGAAGCUGGGUAUUUAGUUGUUAGGUUAAUCCUAGUUUCAUUGUAACCCGCUGUCCGCCGAUACCAACCACCACCCCAUCAUGUCCGUUCAGAGAUUCUUCCAUCACCGUCGUUACUCUCGUAAUUCGCCAGGAAUCUACUUUCUCCACAAUUUCACAUCUUCAGAUUCUCACAAUAAACCCUCAAACUCUUCCGAUCACUACCGCCACCACAACUAUGGGCACAGCCGGUAUGUCCACUUUUUGAACUCGUUUUUACCAUCAAAGCCACAAUUUGUUAUUCCGCACAGUGUUUCCUUCUGCCGUUCCUUCUCCACUCGCGACUCGGAAAUUGGUGACUUCAGUGAUUCGGCGGUUACUCAGUAUGAGAACAUGGAGUUGCUGAUCAGCAAAAAUAUUACUGAGAGUGUUGAGGAGUCCAUUCUUCCUGUACGUGCCUUGAUUUCGUUGUUGGAUGGUUAUCAUGACCUAACUGGCUUCCCAUGGUGGAUCAUUAUAGCUUCUUCAACAGUGGCUUUGAGGCUUACGUUAUUCCCGUUGGUAAUAUUGCAAAUCCACAAGUUGACGAGAAUUGCAGAGUUACUUCCUAAAUUGCCUCUUCCAUUGCCUCCACCUAUGUCAGAAAGGAGUGUUAGGGACCAACUUAAAAUCUUUUUCAAGGAGAAACGAGUGGCAGGCUGUCCUUCAUUUUUCUGGUACUUCGCCUCUCUGACAGUGCAGGUGCCCUGCUUUUUUCUUUGGUUUACGGCUACUCGUAGAAUGUCACUGCAUCAUCAUGAAGGCUUUGAUUGUGGGGGCAUUCUUUGGUUCCAGAACUUGACCGAGUUCCCUAAUGGUGUUUUAGGGCCAGUCUUUCCUUUACUGAUUGCUGGAUUGCAUUAUAUCAACGUACAGGCAUCCUUUCAGAAAUCUUCAUUUAAAAAAAUGAGUGGACCGGUGGGAUCAAUAGCCAAGUACUACCAGAAGUACUUGGAAGUCUUGACAUUACCCAUGUUAUAUUUUGCAUUCAAUAUGCCCCAGGGGAAUUUAGUGUAUUGGCUUACCAAUAGUUCGAUGACUUAUAUUCAGCAACUAUAUCUAAAGCAUCCAGAUGUUCGCAAGAAACUGGGGCUACCUCAGAAGGAGCAACUAUCUCUAAAGCAUCCAGAUGCUCACAAAAAACUGGGGUUACCUCAGAAGGAUCCUCAAUUAGAAGCUACACAUCCGAAAGAAUUGGUUAAUCCUGGAGAAAUCAAAAUAGAUCCAUCAAAAAAUCGGAGCAAAAUAUCUGUCCAGAACCUAUCACCUCAUGAAUUGGUUAAUCUUUCGAUCAAACUCUUAUCAGGUGGACGUAAAGAUGAAGCUAUGUCCUUACUACGACUUGCUAUUGCCAAGGAUACCGAGAAUGUUCGAGCUUUGCUUAUUAUUGGCCAGACACUGUUGCAAGAUGGUUCCUUACCAGAAGCUACUGAAUACUUGGAACGUUCUAUUGCUAAGGUUCAGCUUCUGCUAAAGGAGAAUCAAAUGGAAAUUGAGGAUGUAGAUCUGUUGAUUCUAUCAUCUCAAUGGGCAGGUGUUGCCUGUAUACGGCAGGGUAAGAUGGGAGAGGGACUUGCACACCUGGAACGUAUAGCCACGUUGAAAGAGCCAGAUGACCCAAAGAGCAAGGCUCAUUAUUAUGACGGAUUAGUACUACUGUCAAGUGCAUUGAUCAAUGUUGGCCGCAAGAAGGAUGCGAUUAAUUAUCUGCAAAUGGCUACUGCUUAUGAUGAGUCUUACAGAGAAUUUCUGCAACAAUGUGAAAAUGAAGAGGACGAUAUGACUAACAACCUUGUCGCUAGCAGGAGAGGAGAUUACUGAGUUCAGUACAACUCUUUCCGUUUUCGGUUUUCUACUGUCAUGUAGUUUGUUAUUUAAUUAUAUCAGAAUGAUCAAAUAAUCGCGUCUUUAGAAUUUUAUAGGCGUCAUUGUUGCUGCUAAGAUAUUUUGAUAGGUCAAAUGAUGUAAUAGGGUUUUCGUAGAGGCCAGAUCGUAAAUUCGUGAAGGCAAAAACAGAAACUGUACAAUAUGAUUUUGAUAGAGAUCAGUUCUUUUUCUUGAGAUGUUACGGAGGAUUUGUCUUUUAGGAUCUAGUAAAAGGAAAAUUUGUUAUGUGUUCAA
Molecule: messenger RNA, 2545 nt
Organism: Solanum pennellii
Lineage: Eukaryota; Viridiplantae; Streptophyta; Magnoliopsida; Solanales; Solanaceae
Product: ALBINO3-like protein 2, chloroplastic
Exons: 17
Coding region: 488-2245 (585 amino acids)
Biological process (GO): protein insertion into mitochondrial inner membrane from matrix; mitochondrial respiratory chain complex IV assembly
Cellular component (GO): mitochondrial inner membrane
Molecular function (GO): protein binding; membrane insertase activity
Source: RefSeq, a predicted model, not a curated record